Canis lupus familiaris (dog) is the source of this 12756-nucleotide messenger RNA. It is a transcript of the gene ZNF469, whose product is annotated as zinc finger protein 469. The transcript has a single exon. Bases 74 to 11386 code for a protein of 3770 amino acids. Lineage: Eukaryota; Metazoa; Chordata; Mammalia; Carnivora; Canidae. The record is from RefSeq and is a predicted model, not a curated record.
GGACCAUGACAGCAGGCUUCUCCAGGGGCCCCCUUGGACCACCACGUCCUCCCAGCGCCCAGACAGAGGGGCCAUGCCUGGGGAGCAGCCCCGCCGAGCACCGCCCCCAACCAUGACCCGAGACCUGCAGCCCUGCCAAGCAGCUGGUGGUACAGGGGGCCCCUCCCAGCCCCCUGGCGAGGACGGUGCCCCGGCUAGCAGGCCCACCAAGGCCACAGGCAGCGGAGCCCAGGCUGUGGAGCCUCCAGAAACCCGGCCGUGGCAGGCUGGGGACGUGGAGCCCAAAGCCCCGCUCCUGAGAACCCAGUCCCUGAGCAGCCUCCCAGGGAAGGGAGGGGGCCCCCGGACCCCCCCGGGGAGGGGCCAUGCACAGGCCCUACCACAGCAGGCCAGCAGGGCAGACGGCAGCCCCCAGCAGCUCUACACUCUGAGCAUCUCCGGUUCAAGGGCCAGACCCACGCUGGACAAGACUACCGAGGGCCCACGGGUCGAGGACCCUGGGCCCCCAGAAGCCAAGGCCCCACCGACCCCGGAAGAGCUCAGUUUCCAAAGGUGCUUCCAGGAGACCCCCCCCAGCUUUACCUCCACCGACUAUACCUCACUGAAUGCCACCUCCGGGCUCCCGCCGCUCAGGGCCCCCCCGGGCAGCAGCGCCAGGCCCUGCAGGCCAACCACCUACUCGAGAUUCCAGGCCAGCAGGGCAGAUGCCUGGCCUCCCACUGUUGAGAACAGCUUCCCAGGUGCUAGAUUCGGGGUCCCUGCUGCCAAGCCAGAGCCUUUUCCUGAAGGGGGCAGCCCCAGGGUGGCCUCCUUCCAGUACCCCUUCCCGGCCCUGCAUGGGGCCGGCCCAAAACCCUUCCCUGAGGACGCAGAGAGGGCGCUGGGGUUUGCUUUCCGCCAGCCUAGGGGAGCAUGGCCAGAGGAGGCGGGGGGCACGGGCACGGCCUACCCCCUGCCUGCCCCACCUGCUCCCCAGCCCUCACCCUGCUACCCUGGCCGGCCUACCCUAGACCCCCCUGGUGACCUCGGUUGUGCUCCCGCACAGCCUGGUGCUGCUCACCCGGCCCCCAGCCCCUUCUCGGAGAGCACAGCCACCUUUCCGGACAGUUUGCACAAGAGCCUGACCAAAGCACUCCCUGAGAGACCACCUUCGGCCCAUGACGACAUGCUGGGGAGCCCCAGGGGGCCCCCAAACUCUCUGCCACAGAGGCACUUUCCCGGGCAGGCCUAUGGAAGCCCUGGAGCCAGCGGAGUGGGUACCAGCCCGGGGUCUCUGGACACGGAGCUGGCCACUCCAGGGCCCCUGGCCACCCGACUGCCCCAGCUAUGGGACCCUGCUGCAGCCCCUUAUCCCACACCCUCCCUGGGCCCCCCAGCCACCACCAGGAGUGCGUUCUUUGAAGGCCAGCCCAGCCUGGACCCACAUCUUGGCCUCCCCCGGAGUCCACCGCUGCCCUGGCCCCAGGUGCUCCCAGCCACCGGGCCCGGCCCCCACCGAAUGGAGGUGCUGAGCCGGCUGCCUUUCCCCCCAGGGGCCCCAGAGUGGCAGGGGGGUGGCCAGGGAGCCCUGGGCACCGCCGGCAAGACUCCCGGGCCGGGGGAGAAGCUGGCAGUGCUGAGAAACAGCCCCGGCCAGCAAGGCGGCAGCUCCCCAGGACUGUUUGCCUACAAUGGGCUGAAGGACCCCGGAGCCCAGCCCCUAUUCUAUGGGGUGGCCCAGUCCCAGGUGUCACCCCGGGCGACCCCCGGCCUGCCCCCUCCCAGGGUGGUGGGUGCCUCUCCCUGCGAGUCCCCACUGCCCUCACCUGCCACCAACACGGCCAGCAGCAGCUCCUGCUCAUCUCUGUCCCCGCUAUCCAGCAGCCCAGCCAACCCCAGCUCAGAGGAGAGCCAGCUCCCUGGCCCCCUUGGGCCCUCCACCUUCUUCCACCCUGCCACUCGCCCCCAGGAGACCAGCAGCCCCUACCCAUCCCCUGAACCCCCACACGCCAUCCCCAUGCACUAUCCGCCAGAGCCCGUCAGAGCCUUUCAGUUCCCCGCAGAGGGGCUGGGGGCCGAGGGCGCCUUCAAAUGCCUAGAGCAGGCCCCAUUCCCAGGCUCAGGCCCCAAGAUGGACAGCGGGGGGCUGGAGGACUUCCCCCAGGAGCCGCCCCCCUACCCCGCCCACCACUUCCCCCUCAGCAGUGCCAGCCUGGACCAGCUGGACGUGCUGCUCACCUGCAGGCAGUGCGACCAGAACUACAGCAGCCUGGCCGCCUUCCUGGGGCAUCGGCAGUUCUGCAGCGCGCUCCUGGCCAAGACCAAGGAUGGCCACCCACAGCCCCCGGGGCUCCCCGGCCCCACCACCACCCCCAAAGCGCCAGCCAGCGGGAACCCAAGCCCACUCAGCCAUACCAAGAUGGUCCCCUUCCUGCUAGGUGGGGACCUCCGGGCGGAAGGCAAAGAUGACCCCCUGAGGACGAGUUUCCUCCCUGGCCUGGCCACCGCCCCCUUCCCCCUCCCGGCCACCGAGCUGGACCCGGAGGAUGAUGCCAAGCUGGACAGCCUCAUCACCGAGGCGCUCAAUGGCCUGGGGUACCAGUCGGACAACCCUGAGAUCGACAGCAGCUUCAUCGACGUCUUUGCUGACGAGGAGCCCUCUGGCCCCAGAGGUCCAGGUGCCGGGCAGCCCCCCAAGACCAGGGUGGGGACCAUGCCAGAGAACAGAGCCCAGCCCCCACUCCCUGGCGAGGCCGCCCCGCCAGAGCCCCAGGGCCCCCGCCCAGGGAACGGGGGCUGCCUGGCCCGCAGCAGGCCCAAAACCCGCUCCCUGGGCCCAGCCCCCGCGCAGGCGGAUGGAGUUGGCCUGGCCAGCCAGCAGAGGAGAGGGAAGCGGUUGACGUUGUACCAGAAAGAGCUGGACACACCCAGCACCACCAGGAGCCAGAGAGGCCCCAAAGCCCCAUGCCUGAGGCCGAGGAGGAAAGGCCACGGGGCUGAGCCCACCCCGCCCCGUCCCCGGGACCUCAGAGCCCAGACCCCCAAGAGCCACGCAGAUCACGCCCGACAGGCCCUCCCGGUGGAGACCAGGAGCUCUCGGCGCCUCCGCCUCUCCCCGGGGAAGGACUCCAGGAGGAGGAAGCUGCGUGGCAGCACCUGGAGCAAGGAGCUCAUCCACAAAAUCGUGCAGCAGAAGAACAAGCGCCACAAACGGCAGGUGCGGUGCGGCCAGGGUGGGCGCCUCUCCCUGGUACCCCCCAGGCCCCCGCCUGGCAGCGCGGAGGACCGCAGCCUCGGAGAGCACCCCUGUGCCUCAGAGUCCGAGGAGGAGGAUGGCUCACGGCCGCAGGGCUCCCGCAGCAGAGGCCGGCCCCGCCAGGGCUACGGGCGGUGGCGCCGAGGGGCCAAGCAGAAGGAGGUAGAUAUGACCCCGGGUCCCCAGGAGGACGGAGGGCAGCAGAGGCCCAGUGAGGUUGUGAGGCAGGAGGCCACAACGGUUAGGGGCUCCCCGGACCCAGAGGAGAACCGUCCAGCACUGGACUCCUCCCAAGAGACCCAGAACCCCAAAACUGCUGAGGAGCUCCCUCCAGAUGCCACAGAACCUCCCAGAGGGGCUCCAGGCCCGUCUCCAGCCUCCCGUGGUGAGAGCCCCCGCCCCCCAGCCCCGGAGCAGCCAGCACCGGCCAGAGACGACCGGCAGGUGUCCCGUGGGGGCUCGCCAGCUCCGGGGGUGGACAGUCUGCUGGGUGCCUCUGCAUGCACGGAGCCAGCCAUCUCCCCCCACGGAGAGGACCCCCCUGCCUACCCGGCAGGAGAACUGCUGGUGCCUGUCCCUCCCACUGCUGACCCCACCUACCUUGAAUCUGCUGUCCUGUUUCUGAAGAGCCCUGAUCUCUGUUGUGGCCCUGCUCUCUUUAACGGAGACUCUCUGGAGGAUCCAAUGGCUAAAAAGGGGCCCCAGCCCUACAGCAGCCCCCACAGCAAAUUGUUCCUUGGACCCAAAGACCUGCCUGGCUGUUUCCAAGAAGACCUGUACUCCAAGCCCUUAGCUCUGGACACUCCGCCCACCAGCAGCAUGCACCCUCUCAAAGAUGGUGUGGGCGCCGAUUCCCUUGAGCCAAAACCACCCAGGAAUCCACCCUACACGAUCCACGCAAGCCCCAGCAAAGCUGAAUCACCGCUGACUCUGGAGUCCACGCCACUCUUCUCGGGGCUGACCGUGGACAGAUUUGACCCGCCAAUCUACAGCAGCCUACCUGGAAGUGAAGGCACCCACUCGUCGUUGGUGUGUGCCAACCCUCCCCCAAGGAAACCCCAGUUAGAGCCGCCAUACUCCCCGUUUCUGCCCGACAAGGGUUGGUCCCUGCUGGAGGAGUCCCCAGUGCUGGCCAGCCACAUGGGUCAUCUUCCUGACCUCUUGGGGGAAAAGGCAUUCAGUAGGAGGUGCCCUGGGGAAGGGGCAGGGGCCACCAGCCCUCCCUCUCUGCCUGGCAAGGUUGGCGAAUGUGGCAUCGCUUUUAUGGGCAACCUGUCCGAAGACGAGUUAGAAAUCAAAAGGCUGGUCGCUGAGUUAGAGAGUCAGCUGCAGAGUAAAGGUGUGCACGACACCCCAGAACUGCUGUGCACGGCUGGGCACGCAGGCAGGACGCACACGGGCACUGACGCCCCUCUGCCCACGCAUCAGGCUGCCUCGCCUCCCAGGGACUCAUUCCCUGAGGCCGACCUCACCGGCCUUGGGGAGUCAACUCCACACCCAGAAGGGGCAGAAGCAGCAGCGGCCACCAUGGCAAGGGCUUCGAGGAGCACCCAGGAGGAGUGGCCCUCACCCCACCCAGGGGAGACAUCCCCCUCCGCCCAUGCGCGUGCAGAUGGGGCAUCUGGGGCCCUUGUAAAUCUCAGUGGGGCUGACUGCAGCUUCCAGGAAGAGUCGAGAGCCAGAGUCUCCGAGACAGGCCCCCCCAAGGCUGAAGGGGACUGCAGGGUCCACCCAGAAGUCUCUCUGCCCAGCUCUAGAGAGCUCUUUAAGCCUCCACUGGACAUGAGGAGCUUAGCAAAGUGCAGCCCCAACCGAGAGCCUUUACUUCCCAAAAAUAACAGAGCCUCCAAGAUGCGGCAAAGCACGGUCCUGCUCCUUCCCGGCACGCGGACAGGUGGGCCCCUCCAAGAGCCCCGUGAGCUGGAAGCGUUCAGCAGCCCACUUGCCCAGCUGGCACCCGACUUGGCACUUCGGGGUGCCGGGGUUCUGCCUCCAGCUGCCACCCCCUCUUGUGGUACCAGUCAUAACGAUGUCCCCCAAGGAUACUCUGUAAGCAGAGCAGGCCAGCCAGAAAAAGCUGGCCUCCCCCACUCUGGGGCGGGAGACAUAGGCCUCAAGGGUAAUGAGGAGUCUGUACCAGUGGGGGCCUCCCCAGGUCCUGCCUGUGUGCCCCACACCAGUCCUGGCAGGAAGCCCCAGGACCCAGCCACAAGCCCCCUGCGUCAGCUCCAGCUCCUGGUGGCCAGAGCAGCUGGGAGGGAGGAGGGUGCUGACACCCAGAGCCCUCGACACAAUGAGUCCUCAGACCUGGAAGGGGACAGCGUGGAAGGUGGGGAUCUACCCUACAGCCCCACCCAGGAUGUCCCUACAGCAGCCCGAGGUCAGUUGGAGCCUGAGGCUGAUGGACACCUGGACUCUGUCGGCCAAGCUGAGAUGCCCAAGGGCCAGGGCAGAGUCACGGUCAGUGUCAAGGCUGAAGCAGCACUGGCCAAGCUGGCCGGGGAUGCAGACCAGCUAGGGGGGCAGCUCCAGGCAAACGGGGUGGUCUUGGGCCUUCAAAAAGAGGACUGGGCCACCCCAAGCCCUGCCUCCUCUGAUGCAGAAUCCUUGGUACCGGCCUUGGUGGUAGCCCACGUCCAAAAUGGGCCUGAAGCCCAGACUGCAGAGGGGGCAGCCAGCCCAGGCCUUGAGAAGCAGCUGCUGCUGGCCGGAGAGAGCCCUGCACCCCCCAUCAGAGGCCCAACCAUUGGGACCCGCUCACCCACUUUUGCAGCCUCUCCCAUCCCCUGCGGCCCAGAGCACCUGCCCCAGGAAGACCCUUCAGGCGAGCUGAGGGGGCUGCUCCCAGCACCUUCACCCUGCAGGGACCCCAGCAGCCUGCGGCUCCCACCAGCCCCCUCUCCUGCCUGGCAGCCUCCUCAAAGGGCUAAUUGCACCCCAGCCACCACAGAGGCCGGGGCUAUGCGACCUCUGGCAGCUCCCCCAUCUCCAAAGACAAGCCCCGGUGGCUUCAAAGGAAGCCUGGUUCACCACCCUCUCCUGGGGGACCACAGGCCCCUGGAAGACCCUCCUUCGGGCCAGACUGGCUUCAUCAGUAUCUUCACUCCUGCCCAUGGGGAGGACCACCCUGAAGGCAGCACAUCAGGACCUCUAGAGGGUUCCAGAAAAGAGAAGCCAAGGAGAUCACCUGCAUCUACCACCCACUCUCCCCCACUGAGGGCCAGCUCCCCGAGAGUGACCAUGGGAGCCACUACCCUGCCUGACAUGUCUGCCACCGAUGACAUGGGGGCAGCCAGAGGCCCCAAUGUCGAUCCUCCAGACCGCCGCUGCAGGGGAGCUCCACCCAAUGCCAGCCCCAACAGGCUGCCCAUGGGCUCUGCCUCCUCAGACCUUUCAGGCAGCAGAAAAGGCCAGGGUGUCAUCGCUGUGCCCACCGACCCUUCCACAUGGGGGACCCCAGGGCCAGGUUCCUAUGCCUGCCCAGAAGGCAUGGCGGGGGCCGGCCGCUCUGGUGCCAUGAAGGCCACUGGAGCUGCCAGCAGGGCCCCAGCUGCCACCUGCCCGUCCACGGAGCUCCGCGGGGGCAGAGCCACAUCUCCCGGGAGCACAGCCAGUGUCUCCAGACCCAGCUCCCCUCAGAGCCUCAGAACUGCUCACCACACCCCUCAAAGGGACCCCGUCAGUCCCCAGGGCACCCCACAGAAGCCCAUGUCCCCAGGAAAUGCCCCCCAGAAGGACCAAGCCCCCAGCAGGCGGCUCGUGACUUGUGAUGUGUGUGCAGCCUCCUUCCGCUCGGGGCCGGGCCUGAGCCGCCACAAAGCCCGGAAGCAUGGGCCACGCCAGGGUGCUACCACCCAGCCCAGCCCACCGGACCCUCGGGCUCCCCGGCCCCGGGCCUGCCACACCCCUGGGAAGAAACGCCGCAGGGCACCUGGGAAGGAGAAGCUGAGGCAGGAGCCGAGUGGCCCCAGACGAGCUCUCAGGACGCCUCCUGAUCAGGCCACAGAGGCUCCUGAGGAUGCAUUGGGUCCUCAGAAGGCCCAAGGACUCGGUGUGGGGGACAUACAAGGCUGUUCCCCCAGGGGGGAUCCACGCCUCCCAGGCCCAGGCGAGCCAGGAGUGGACAGGAGGCCUGCGGAGCCCAGGAAGCAGGGCCGGUUGGUGAGGGACAAGUGCGGUCCCAAACAGGCAGAGAAAGGAGGGGGCCAGAGGCGGGGCAGGGCGCCCACGGACGUCCCCAGCAAGUCGGAGGGGAAAUCGCAGGAAAAGGUGAGAAAACCGAGACCAAGAAGGUUCCAGCAGGCAAGUGGUCCUCCAGUCUGUCUGGGUGAGAUUUCUGACAGAAACCACUGGGAUCCGUCCACUGCGAUGGCCAGUCCCCCAGGGCCUCUGGGCAGCCACCUCUCGACGGGAGCCGAGCUAGACGCCGACGCCACCAGACCCAGGGUGAUGGAGAACACAGGGGGCACAGAUGCAGAGGAGACGCCAGCACAGAGGUCACCCCGGGAUUGGAUGGCUUGUCCUGAGGGGAUGGAGUGGGUGCCUCCUGGGGACGGGCCCAGGGGACAGAACACAGCCUCGGCCAGGGGGUGCUGCGGACCCAGGGAGACCAGCAUGUUGGACAUCUGUGCAGAGCCGUCGAGGACAGCCAGGGCUGAGCCCGCAGGGGCCAGCAGAGCAGGAGAGAGCGGGUCAGGGCAAGGAGCCCAGGAGGGGCACGGGCCCCCCUCGCACCCCCCAGGCCCUCAUGAGACCUGCACAUCUGGCGGCACCAGUAGCAGCUUCCCCCAGGGCCCAUUACAAGACCCAGAGGCACAGGCCGGGGUCCAGGAGCAGGAGGGCACUGGUCCUGAUGCCCCCGGCCCGAGUCUUGGAAACCCUCUGAGCAUGUUUGAUGAUGAAGCCUCCUUUUCGAAGCUCUUCCCUCUGGGCGACCGCCUGACUCGGAAGAAGAACCCCCGUGUCUACGGAAAGCGCUGUAAAAAGCCAAAGGCGCCACCACCACUGGAGCUCCAUGGCAAGGUGGAGGGCAGCAUGGUGCUGGCCUCUGCCCGCUUGCCCACAGACCUCAGCGACUCGGGCUCACUCUGCCUCUCUCUCAAGGACCCGUGGGGUGAUGAGGCCACAGGUCUGCCGGAGUCCUUUCUCCUGGAGGGCUUCCUGAGCAGCAAAGUGCCCGGCAUUGACCCCUGGGCCCCCAGCCCAAGCCUGUGGGCCCUGGAGCCCAACCCAGAGGCAGACUGCACAGAGGACCACCGGUCAGAGAACAUUCCUGAGCUGCACAUGGUCCCGGCAUCAUGGCGAGACCUGGAGCUACAGGCCCCUGCUGAAGAGAUGGCCUCCUCUCUAGGAGACGUGAGCCCAGAGCCCCCCGACCUGGAGCAGGAGCGAUAUGACAGCGGACUGCCCAGGAAUGCCGUGGAUCUUGAGAUACUCAGUGCCAAACUGGAGAUGCAAGACCUGUGCUUCUUGGGACCCUGUGACGAUCCUGUGGGUGUUCCCAGCACAAGCUUCUUAGACUUUGGGGCCGCAGUGACCUCCCGGGGACCACAGAGCAAAAGGGCACAGGAUGCGCCUAGGGCAAGAGAGGAACCAGGCCGGGACCGGCACACCAAGGCCAGGAGGGCAUCGUACAAGUGCAAGGUGUGCUUCCAGCGCUUCCGCGGCCUGGGUGAGCUGGACCUCCACAAGCUGGCCCACAGCCCCUCGCCACCGCCCACCUGCUACAUGUGCGUGGAGCGCAGAUUCGGCUCCCGAGAGCUGCUGCGGGAGCACCUGCAGGAGAAGCACGUGCAGAGCAAGGCGGGUCGCUGGGCUUGCGGCAUGUGCCUGAGGGAGGUCACCGACGUCUGGAUGUACAAUGAGCAUCUUCGGGAGCAUGCCCUGCAGUUUGCCCGCAAGGGGCAGGCACGAAGGUCCCUGGGGCACUGGGAGGGGGACAGGACCGUCACACACUUCCUGGGCAGCAUCAUGGGACAUGCGUCCAGACCCAGUGGGGACAAACGCUCAACUGGCAAGUCAAAUGGGGGCCCCAUAGAGGCAUUGGGGCAACAGACAGGAGCUGGGAAGGAAUUCCAGAGGGAGAGGGUGAAGCCCAAGGCCCCUGCCAACACCUCAAACCCAGACGGCACCCUGACACCAGGCGGGGCUUUGGCCGCCAGCAGCCCGAUGGCCUGCAGGAACCCCACUGUUCCCAGCGGCUCCACCAAGAAGCCCCCCAGCCUGUCCCCGGAGCCCUGCCCUGGCAGCGAGCAGCUCCUCCAAUCUAUCCCCAUGCACGAGGGCUGCAAAGACCCCUCCCGUGAUUGCCACCACUGCGGGAAGCGGUUCCCCAAGCCCUUCAAACUGCAGCGCCACCUGGCGGUGCACAGCCCUCAGCGUGUCUACCUGUGCCCCCAGUGCCCACGGGUCUACUCUGAGCACAGCGAGCUGCGAGCACACCUGGGGGAGGCGCACGGGGUGAGGGAGGAGCUGGAGCUGCCGCACACCCCGCUGUAUGCCUGCGAGCUCUGUGCCAACGUCACGCACAUCAGCAGGCGGUCCUUCGUCUGCAGCUCCUGCAACUACACCUUCGCCAAGAAAGAGCAGUUUGACCGGCACAUGGACAAGCAUCUGAGGAAGGGGCAGCAGCCCUUCACGUUCCGUGGCGUUCGCAGGCCUGGCGCACCCGGGCAGAAGGCCCCGACCCGCGAGGGCACACUGCCCAGCAAACGGCGCAGGGUGGCCGCACCCAGCAGCCCCCCCAGGCCUGGUGCCAAUGGGCUUUUGUCCUGGGGCAGCAGCCCCACCCAGAGCGAGGGGUCACUCCCGGGCCUGCUGCAGCCCUGCCCGGAGGCGGCUCCUGGCGCCACCAAAAGGCAGCCCAGGACCCCGGAGAAGCCUGUGGAUCCUGUGGGCCACCUGGUCACAGGUGGCGAUGUGCCCUCUGACUUCCAGGAGCUCCUGCCCCCGGCUCUGUCUCCUUUCCCCGCAGCCUCCGCUGAUGGCCAAGGUGGCCGCAAGCCGGAUGGAGCCCUGGGGAAGUCUGAGGGUGAAGCUUCUCCAGGCAGCCCCCGGCCUCUUCUGCAACAGGCUCUCCCACUGGGGGGUGCUGUGCCCCGGCCAGGAGCCAGAGGCCAAGAUGUAGAAGAAAAGAGGGCUACUGGCCCAUUCUCAGGGAAACGCAGGACCCCAAGUGCCCCUGGCAGGUGCGCCCCUGACCGCUGCCUGGAAGCCCCCUCCUUGCUCCAGAAGGAGAAGCAGGUGUCCACAUGCCACAUGGUGCCUGAGGGAGGUCCAGGGGCCCCCUCCCACAAGGGCAGUGCCAUCAAGCAUUGGGGCUGCCGGAGUUCGUCAAAGGAUGGGUCAGUUCUGUCCACACCCAGCAAAGCUCCCAGGUUCCCGCUGCAACCCAAGAAGGCUGUGGCCAGUCCGACACCCAGAGAGCCAGUCCACGGCACUGAGGACAGGCCAAAGCCCAUCACCCUCAAAGCCAAGCCGAGCCCCAGCUCCCAGGGUGGUGGAGGCCCACGGCACAGCACCAAGAUAGGUGGCAGCCAGGCCCAGCCAGCCAGCGGGCAGCUCCAGAGUGAGACAGCCACCACCCCAGCCAAGCUCAACUGCCCAAGCCAGGGCUCCACCCCAGACAAGCACCCCCCUCGAGCCAAGGGCUCUCCCAAGGGGCCAAAGGAAGCUGGUGACCAGGAGCCCCGAGGAAACCUGGGCACCAGGGAGAAUGAGGAAGUCAGCGAGAAGAAGAGGAAGGGCCGGGCCCCAGGGUCAAGCAGGAUCGAGAGUGUGGGGGGCUUGGGGAGAGCCCACCUGGUCCCUGACAAGCCUCACCGGGCCCCCCGAAAGCAGGCAACACCUAGCCGUGUGCUCCCCACCAAGGCCAGGCCAGGUAGCCAGAAUGGCACAAUGCCACCCCAGCCCUCGGGGCCCGGACACGCCCACGGGGACUGCAGACGUGGCAAGGAGGGGCAGGGCAAGGUCUGCCCCCAGGGGAGACCCCUGCAGAGGCCUUCCAAGAGGGACAGGGCUGUCCACAGUGCUGAACCUGCCCAUUCGCGUGCCUGCAGGACCGCCGCGUCCCAGAGUGACCUGCUCAGCCAGCUCUUUGGGCAGAAACUGACCAGCUUCAAGAUCCCUUUAAGGAAGGACCCUCCUGAGUAAUUUGUAGAUGCAAGUGAGUGCCUGGGAGCAGGGCUUGGAACGACCCGGUGAGAGGGGGCUCCUGUCCAUGCUGAUGGGCCUCCGUCCUCUGAGAGUAUUGGGUGGCAGCCACAUGGUAACCCGCUUGACUUCUGCAAGCGCCAGGUGGCUGGGAUUGGGGCUGAGACUGUGACACUUCAAGUAGGGCGCAGGGUGGACAACAGUCUCUCUCUAGAUGGAAGCUGAGGGUGAGUCCCUUCAACACCACGCAGCUCUUUCCUCGAGGCCAAGAACUGGAAGAGGGAGCCACCCACCCCAUGUGCCCCAUUGCCCAGGUGCAGUACGCCACGGACGCUCCACCUGAGGGUUUGCACGGGGUCACCCUCCCCCCUCCCCAAGUCACCUAGCAGGGAAGGGAGCCCAGGCCACCAGUCACCGCUUCCAGUCAGGUGCUGGCUGGUGGCCCUGAGUGUUGUUGCUGCUGUGCUGGAAUCCCAUUGACACCGCAUGUGGGGGCAGGGCUAUACCCUGGAAGAGUUGAUUGUGAGCCCCCCCCGUGGCCCCAAAGCGCACCAGGCCUGGCGGUGGCCACUGUCUGUGCUGCUGAUGGAAACGCUCAUGCACCUCGACCCCUGGGGAUGUAGAGAAAGCUGCUCGCCAGCCAGCUCCCUCCGGCUCUCCCUCCCCAGCCCCCUGCCUCUGCCGAAGCCCUUUCUAGAGCCUUCUUCCCACAAGGAGCUCUCCGCUGCAAGUAUCAGCAAUUUUACUCUGAAUUUCUGGUGCUAUUUCAUGUUGUAAUGUGAAUUCAGGCUUCCUUGGUGUGUUUUACCUGGGGGAUUGGGCGGGGAGACCGGCCGGGGAGGCGCCGCACCACGGGCCCACCAACGCGGGCGGCCCAACAAGUCUUUCACUGGCUCCCCGGCUGCUGGCAGGCUCCAGUCCCAUGGUCUGGUCGCGGUCUCGAUCCACCACGGUCAGAGCUGCCAAGUGGGACACUGCGGCCGGGGCAUGGCGCUGCCGCCCAGUCAGGGAGGCAUCUCGUGCACUGACAUGACCCAGGGGUCGGCGCGCAUGUCCUGUUUAUGGAAUCGUGUCUUCAAAGGGGGCAGGAGGGUAGAAAAGGCUUCCUUCUGUUCUUAGGUAUCUCUGAGGUUCGUGGUUUGUGUCGUUCUGUUGUUGUUUUAUUUUCUUUUUUACCUUGGGUGCAAUGUGUGUGUCAAAGUUUUUAUUUUGAUAUUUUGAAAGAGACCAAAUUGGGCCCAAAUUGCCUUUCUAGAAGGUGCUGUGUGCCACUCAGAAUGCCUUUAGUGCUGAUGAAUAAAACACGGGGACUCUGAGGUUGUACUGUGCAAAUCAUAGUGAACUCAACCUGUCAAAUAUAUCCUCACUAU